AUGGCGGAUCCCGUCAAGCUUCGUCGUCUCCUGAUCUCCUCCGCCCCGAUACUCUACUUCAUCCUCUGCUCCUCAAUCCUCUUCCUCCUCCCACCCUCUCCCAAUCUCCCUCAUAAACAACCCCCGCCGCCGCUCGUGCUUCCGCCCGGCGUCCACCCCACAGCCGCCAAGAUCGCUCAGGCUCUCCACUCCCGAGGCAACUACUCCGCCAUGAUCCCAGAUCUCGUAUCCCAAUUCGACCCGGGCUGCCUCCGCGGCGGCGCCGCCCUCACCAUCUUCGUCCCGACGGACCGCUCCGAAUACCACGUGUGCGGGUCGGAGCGGCCCGGGUUCCGGGUCGUGCGGUCCCGGGUGGACCGGGCGGCAUUCGGGUCGUCGCUCACAAACGGGUCGGUGCUGGAAACGUGCGACGGCGGGGGCGAGAUUCGGGUCGUGGAAUUGACGUCGGCGGCGGAGAUAAGGUACCUGCACAACAGGGUCGUGGAUUGGAAUCUGUACGACGGCGGCGACGACGGUGGGCAGGUGGUCGUGCACGGGAUCGACGGGCAGCUGGGAUCCGACACGCCGGUGGCGGCGGUCGGGAGGUUUGCCGUCUCGGGUCUGGUGAAGCAGAGGAGGGAGGACGCCGCCGGCGAUGAGUUUGAGAAACGUUGCCGGGGAUCGUGGAUGGAUAUAGUAUUGCCGCCGAGGACGACGGACAUGUACAGGGAGGUGUUUAUCCGGAGAGUGGACGGCCUCCCAAUCCCGGUGUUGGGGUGGUAA
Molecule: messenger RNA, 762 nt
Organism: Linum tenue
Lineage: Eukaryota; Viridiplantae; Streptophyta; Magnoliopsida; Malpighiales; Linaceae
Source: the annotation of a GenBank genome assembly